AUGUCCAGCAGUUUGAAGGCCACUCUCAACAACGGUGUAGAAAUACCUCUUCUAGCAACUGGAUCAUACGCUCCACCUACGGAUGAUAAAGCUCAAGCAGCUGUUCCGGGCUGGAUUCUUAGCGCAAUCAAGAACGGUUUCCGUCACAUAGACACUGCCUGGGGAUAUCGCACCGAAAAAUCUGUUGGAAUAGCAAUCAAAGAGUCGGGUUUACCUCGGGAGGAAAUAUUUGUCACGACCAAAUUACCUUGGCAUCACCAGACUCGCGUACGAGAGUCUUUUGAGGAGAGUUUGGCGGACCUGGGAACCGGGUACAUCGAUUUAUAUCUCCUCCACUGGCCUCAACCUAUUUCCUUCCAUGAAGGCAACGAGAUGCCACGGAGAGCCGAUGGUUCCUACAAGACUGACGAUGAUGUAUCAUUCAAUGACACCUGGGCCGAGAUGGAAAAACUUCUCGACACUGGGAAAGUGAGAGCCAUUGGAGUCAGUAACUUCUCUGUAAUGAAUUUGGAAAAACUGUUGGCAACCGCAAAAGUUGUACCAGCUGUUAAUCAAGUCGAGAUGCACCCUUAUCUCGCCCAGAACGGGCUGCGUGAUUAUUGCACCAGGAAAGGCAUCUUGAUGACAGCAUACACUCCCAGUGGAUACAGCACCGUCCGAAAUGACCCGCUCAUUGUCAGCUUGGCCGAGAAGUACAAUGUGACCCCUACUCAAGUCAUUUUGGCCUGGCAUCUGUCUCGAAAAUAUGUAGUUAUACCUACUAGCAAAGACAGUACAAGACAGAAGGAGAAUCUUAACAUUCCCAACAUUUCUGAAGUGGACAUCGAGAAAAUCUGGCACCUCGACCGUGGCCAACGUCUUUGCAAUGCUGCGGAUCCCAAGUACGGACAAGUUUGGGGCUGGACACUCGAUCAACUCGGGUGGAACAGUUAUUACGCAAAAUUCGAGUGA
Psilocybe cubensis is the source of this 951-nucleotide messenger RNA. RefSeq lists its product as uncharacterized. The record is from RefSeq and is a predicted model, not a curated record. The coding region runs from base 1 to 951 and encodes 316 amino acids. Gene Ontology annotation, molecular function: aldose reductase (NADPH) activity. The transcript is spliced from 10 exons. Gene Ontology annotation, cellular component: cytosol. Lineage: Eukaryota; Fungi; Basidiomycota; Agaricomycetes; Agaricales; Agrocybaceae.